AUGACUAUCAUCGAAUUAGCUCGCUUGUUCCUGCCACCACCGACAACUUCUGCCACCCCACAACUAUUGGCCAACCUGCCCGCCGUUACCCAAAUUAUCGAAGCUUCUUCUGGGUUGCCCACACGCUUCUUCUCGUCGCUGACGGACCCGCAUACAAUGUUUGUGAUUGGGGGUUGGCCGAGUGUGGAAGCUCACCGUGAUGGAUUCCAGGGAAGCGAGGAGCAGAAGCGCCUGUGGCCAUUGAUUGAUGGCUUGAUGGAUAUCCAGUGGAUGGAGUAUGUCGACGUGGGGAACGGGCGAGUGCCGGAGGCAGCAAGAGAGGGACGAAAGGGGUGGGUAUUGGGAGUGGCUUCCUGGAGGGUAGGAGUCCUAAAUCUGGAGCAGAGAACACGACUCCAAGAAAGGAAAAAAGAACACACACACGAGGGAGCUGGCAUACAUGAGGUAGUAUGGGCGUGGAACAUCAAGAAGGGCCAAGAGCAUGGGGAGGAAGAUGUUCUAGUGGAACUUGGGGGUUUCGAGGAGAGGAGUGCCGCAGAAAAGUGGGCGGGGAAUAUACAGGGGGUCAAGUCGGAUAGUUCAGAGAAAACACCGGAGGUGUUUUUGAUGGAAAGAACAAAACUUGCUACGGAGGAAUCGUAG
This is a messenger RNA of Cyphellophora europaea CBS 101466, 642 nucleotides long. RefSeq lists its product as uncharacterized. The coding region runs from base 1 to 642 and encodes 213 amino acids. NCBI's taxonomy places the organism in Eukaryota, Fungi, Ascomycota, Eurotiomycetes, Chaetothyriales, Cyphellophoraceae. The transcript has a single exon. The record is from RefSeq and is a predicted model, not a curated record.